Zophobas morio is the source of this 2084-nucleotide messenger RNA. RefSeq names its product SH3 domain-binding protein 5-like. NCBI's taxonomy places the organism in Eukaryota, Metazoa, Arthropoda, Insecta, Coleoptera, Tenebrionidae. The transcript is spliced from 6 exons. Gene Ontology annotation, cellular component: cytoplasm. The coding region runs from base 191 to 1807 and encodes 538 amino acids. Gene Ontology annotation, molecular function: protein kinase inhibitor activity. Gene Ontology annotation, biological process: negative regulation of protein tyrosine kinase activity; intracellular signal transduction. The record is from RefSeq and is a predicted model, not a curated record.
UUAGAGACCGUGCGCAGCUGAUGACAUGUCUGACAUUUACCUCUCCUGUCAACCUCAAAUUUUGUUUUUAUUUAUUAAUUUCUAGUUCUAGGCAUCCCACAAGCACCAACAAUGCAAUAAACCAAGUACCUUCUAUCCACAUUACGGCAACAACAAAAAAAUAACCUGACAAUACUCCAACUUUAUUAUAAUGUGCGAAAAUGGUGCUGAAUAUACUGACACAGUUGAUCCCAGAGUACACAUAGAAUUAGAGCGCUUAAACAAUGCAACCGACGACAUCAAUAAAUUGGAAGUCGAACUAGACGAAGCCAGAGGUUCCUUCCGCCAAUUAUUAUGUGAUAGCACGGCCCGCGUGGACGCCCUCCGCGUGAAAUUAGGAAUGUGUGUUGAACGGGCAAAACCCUACUAUGAAGCGAGAUUUUGUGCGAACGAGGCACUGAAGCAAACGCAAGUAGCGGCUAUGAAGUUUGAAAGGGCGAAUAGCGCCCACAGUGCUGCAAGGGAGAUGGUUUAUUUAGCCGAACAAGGGUUAGGGGGGCGCACUUUGGACCCUGCCUGGCAAGAAAUGUUAAACCAUGCAACCCAGAGAGUGAAUGACGCUGAACGAGAAAGAGGUAUUGCAGGGACAGAACAUAGAAUUGCUUGUAUGAAGCAUGAAGCAGCUAACGCUAAAGUACAAAGUUUACAAAAGGAACUAAAAAGGGCAAUUGCUAAGAGCAGUUUAUCCAUUCGAAGAUCCCUCAUGACUUUCAGUAACCUUUUAUCACAGCACGAAUUAAUGCUAUUGCCUUACUAUGAAAUGAAAGCUCAUUUUAACCACCUCUUGGAGCAACAGAAGUCAAAGGUCCAACAUUACGAGUCACAAGUGGCAACCGCGAAGUUAACGUAUGCCGAGGCACUAAGAAACUUAGAACAAAUAUCAGAUGAAAUUCAUCAAACUCGAAGAAAAGCUUCUUUGCUGCCCCCUCCUAACAAGCAGAGGAGCCAAGACUCGAAUGAGUCUUUCCUAGAUGAUGCUCAAGAACUUGUAGAUGAAUAUAAGAGUCUUCCUCCAGUCUUGGGGGCCUCUUCUAGUCCAAUUAUGUCGCGAAUGGAAGAAGUGGAAGGGUACAGAAAUGUGCGACUAAAUGGGUCCCCGUCUCCUAUUGAAAAUCCGAGCGUUGCCCAAAGCCAUUCCAGCGAGUGGACGGAAAUUAAUUUGGAUUCUUCCAGUCCUGAAGACGACGUACCGUACAGGAAACUGGAAGGAGAGGAUGGAGAUAAGCCCAAAUUAAUUAAGCAGAAAACUUUGCCUAAUACAAAGAGUGACAAUGAAUUCAGUUCAAUUAAGAAUAAGAUGAAACUUGACACCAAUAUUUCCAACUGGAUUUCGCGGUCUUCGGCGAAAAAUGAAGAAAACUCAUUAGGCUCAAGUAAGGGUCGGCGACAAAGUCUAGAUAACCUUUUGGGUCCAACCGGCGAAAAAGUGAAAGAAAUCUUUUCACAUGGCAUGAUGAUGUUAAACAUCAGUUCUCUGACCGAGCGAAGAAACAGUGAACCAAAACCAGGCUUAACUGAAGAUAAAACGAAAACUAGUGCCAAGAAAAUCCCAAGUCCUUUGGAAAAAACCAUAACAUAUCUCACGGCGGAAGAGGACAAUUCAGACACUGAAAGUCUUUCCAGUGUGGAUAUGCUAAACGAAGACCAAAUAAGCUCACUAAUGUUAGAUAAGGAAAUGGGCUUGGUAUGUGAACAAGUUUUAGGAACUCCAAUAUCCGAAGUUGUUUCAUUGCCGCAAUGCGCUUCUUCUAGUCAUCCAAGCAAAUAGAAUAAGUACAACCUCUUCUGAAAAAUGAGUUUUAUUUUAAAAUGAGCUAAGUAUGUAGACAUAUCAAUGGAAGUUUAAUCUAGUCAUUAUUGGUUGCAUUUUCGAUAAGCCGCACAUGGACUGUAAAAUGCAAUAAGUCAUACCUGCCUAUAGCUGCUACUAUACAAUAAACUGACGCUUUUAUCUGUGGUAGAACUAGUCGAGUUUAAAGCAAUAUUACAGAAGUUUAAGGUUGUUAUCAAACGUUUUAACUGAUAAUAAAUCAUCAAGGUGAAAA